AUGGAGGAAGCGGAAUUUUUCGACGCUGUCUGGGAUGCAGCAGUAAAAAUAUUCGGAAGACAGACCAGAAGAGAUCCCUUCUGGCUUCGAGAUGAUCCAUCAAUUGUAGUUUGGACUCGUCUCUUUGUCACAUUGAUCAAUGAAGGUGUAGAUGUUCACAGACUCAGUACAUGGAUUCUCUGGAACGACUUUCCCUCUUGGUAUAAGCCCUUGUACAACACCGCGCUUUCCUGGAUUCUUAGCAGCUCCGAAUGUCAUCGAGAGGUUGAGGCCGCUCUUUCGUGCUGGUUGAAAAUCUUGUUGGCGGGCGGAAUUGACGUUGACAGGUAUCUGCAACGUGAAAAGGCUCACCUUCCGGAAAACGUUUCACCGUAUAAUCACAAUUGGGCGGCUUGGAAACGAAUGAUUUGCACAAAAAAAAUCGCAGGUUUCAACGUCCCUAUGUGGCGCCGAUACGUCGACCCAGACAGCAAAGCAUACGAAGCCAGAAAUGAAUUCAAAAACUUGGGCUGCCUCUUUGAAGUCGAGAUCUGGCCUGAUCUUCAUUACUUAUCAGCAUUGGAAGCAGAGGAAGAAUGGCAGCAGCACGUAUUGCUAAAAAAUUGCGAGUUAUACAGCAGUGCAGAAGAAGACUGGCCAUUUAUCUAUGACUUUGUCCGGGAUCACUGUGAAAGAGCCGAGCGGAACGUCCUUCGUCGCGAAGGGAAAGGAGCCGCAGGCGGUCUUUGUUCAAGUUUCAAAUACGCCAAGGAACUUGCUCAAGAGAGGUUCAGCAGGAGGCAGGCAAGAAAAUCCUAUCGGUCUGGUUAUCUCAAAAGAGAAAAACGGCCGCUUAACAUACCGGGAGCUUGGCCAGAUUUGGGAUGGUAG
This is a messenger RNA of Colletotrichum orchidophilum, 870 nucleotides long. RefSeq lists its product as uncharacterized. NCBI's taxonomy places the organism in Eukaryota, Fungi, Ascomycota, Sordariomycetes, Glomerellales, Glomerellaceae. Bases 1 to 870 code for a protein of 289 amino acids. The record is from RefSeq and is a predicted model, not a curated record. The transcript has a single exon.